Messenger RNA from Trichoderma harzianum CBS 226.95, 2394 nucleotides. RefSeq lists its product as hypothetical. NCBI's taxonomy places the organism in Eukaryota, Fungi, Ascomycota, Sordariomycetes, Hypocreales, Hypocreaceae. The transcript is spliced from 10 exons. The coding region runs from base 1 to 2394 and encodes 797 amino acids. Gene Ontology annotation, molecular function: RNA binding. The record is from RefSeq and is a predicted model, not a curated record. Gene Ontology annotation, cellular component: nucleus.
AUGGAGGACUCCGAGCGGCGACCCAAACGUUCUCGUUUCGACCAGACGGAGCCUGAGCCCAGGCGAGCCUCGAGAUUUGACAGGCGCUCUCGAUCCCCACCCACGCGCCGCCAUGAAGGGAGAGAUCGCAGUCCCCUUUCCAAGGAGGAUGAUUCCGAGACAAAGAAGCCCCCGGUAGACGCCGCCGCGGCUGCUGCCGCUGCUGCUGCCAAGAUCAACGCCCAGUUGCAAGCACGAAAAGCUCCUCAGCAUGUCGACGUCCCGCCGAUCAAGUCUGCUAGCGGAGAGUCUGCAGCAUCAGGCGAACAUGAGAUGAAGCCUGAGAUGUAUGUUGCCGAUGGCGACUACAUCCAAGACAUCGAGGUCAACGACUUGCGAAACCGAUACCUGCUCACCAAGGGCUCUACCCAAGAAAUGAUCCGAAAUGAUACUGGCGCCGACGUUACGACUCGUGGCAGCUACUACCCCAACAAGAGCAUGGCAACCGCAGCGAACCCCCCUCUAUAUCUUCAUAUUACGAGUACAUCUAAGGAAGGGCUUGAAGCUGCCGUGGCGAAAAUUAAUGAUCUCAUCAAGCAAGAGCUUCCUCAACUGGUUGAUGAGCGGCGAUUUCGGCGUCGAGACCAGGAGCAGCAGCCCCAAGUUGAACGAGACGAAUAUGGACGAAGGAAAUGGCCCGAGGAGAAGAUUCCCAUUGACCUUGAGCCUGUUCAUGGCUUCAACCUCCGUGCUCAAGUAGUCGGUCACGGCGGUGCCUAUGUGAAGCAUAUCCAGCAAGAAACCGGAUGCCGUGUUCAAAUCAAAGGCCGAGGCUCGGGCUACCUUGAAGCGUCUACUAACCAUGAAAGCGAUGAAGCCAUGUUCCUCCAUGUCACCGGACCGGACCCAAAUAUGGUUACCAAGGCCAAAGAGCUUUGCGAAGACUUGAUUGCCAAUGUCAAGGAACAGUAUGAGGAAUUCAGGGCCCGGCCACCUCGCUACAAUAAUGACCGUGGCGGAUAUGGUGAUCAUCACCACCGGGGAUCCCACGACAGGUCGCAUGGUGGCUCCCACAACAACUCAUACUCUUCGUACAACAGAUAUAACUCAGAUAGCGGCGCAACCAACAGCCCUGCUCCGGCAGCCAACGCCACUCCAAAUGCCGCCGACUAUGCCGCACAGUAUGCUCAAUAUUACAACGGCGCUGAUCCCUACGCUGCCUGGGGAGGAUAUGCUAACUAUGUCGCCUUGUAUCAACAGUAUUAUGGAGGUCAGACUCAAGCACCCGGUCAGAGCUCACAUGCUGCAGGAGCCCCAGGUCAAUCCGCUUCUCCGCCGCCGCCUCCUCCCCCUGCCGAAGCGGCUCCUCCUCCUCCCCCUCCCCCAAGCUCUGCACCACCUCCUCCACCACCAUCCGGGCCUCCUCCUCCUGGUGGAAGCUUCAGCGCUGUAAAAAUGAGCCAUCAAGCGUAUCCUUCUCACGAUCCUAUAAAGGAGCCGCACUCGGUCUCUGUCAAAGUGCUCAGGCUCUCUCAGCCAUCGCUCGUAACGCAGUAUCCGAUAGAUCCUCCAUUCUCUCCUCCCAACACCAAAUCGCAGCCGGCACCCGCCUCACUCGCAUACUCUGGCUCAAAUACGAACCCAGAGCCUUUCCUGCUCAGCCCGAUCCUCAACCUGCCGGUAUCGUUCGGCUCGGCCUACGUGGGCGAAACGUUUAGCUGCACCCUUUGCGCCAACAAUGAUCUCCCCCCUGAUGCGGCGAAGCGCAUACGUGAUGUUCGCAUCGAGGCUGAGAUGAAGACCCCUGGCCUGGGAGGCACCCAGAAGCUUGAACUCGGUCCUGCGAACAUACACGGUGCGGCGCCCGCAGGAGGGGUGGAUCUUGAGCCGGGAGGAACGCUACAGAAGAUUGUUGGCUUUGAUUUAAAGGAAGAAGGCAAUCAUGUGUUGGCCGUGACGGUGAGCUACUCUGAGGCUACGGAGACGAGUGGGCGGACGCGGACCUUUAGGAAGCUAUAUCAGUUUAUAUGCAAGGCGUCCUUGAUCGUGAGGACCAAGGUCAGCAGCCUCAACUCGGAUACGAGCAACAUCAAGAAAUGGAUCCUCGAGGCGCAGCUCGAAAACUGCAGCGAGGACGUGAUACAGCUUGAAAAAGUGGUGCUGGACACGGAGGAGGGCCUGGGCUAUCACGACUGCAACUGGAGCUCGGACGGGGACAAGAAGCCGGUGUUGCACCCGGGCGAGAUUGAGCAGGUUUGCUUCCUGGUGCAGGAGAAGGGUGCAGACAAUGGCCCACGGCUGACGGCGGACGGAAGAAUGAUCUUUGGUGUAUUGGGCAUUGGGUGGAGGGGCGAGAUGGGAUGCCGCGGGUUUUUGUCAACAGGCAAGCUUGGUGCUCGGGUUGCCGUUCGAUGA